UCAUAAAAUACUUCAGACUUCUAACCCUAGAGAGUGUUGAUGUCGAUGUUAUACGCCGCCAUGAUAGAUAAUUCUUAGUUUAUUUCAUCUGCUACAUUAUGUUUUAUUCCAGUUAUUAAAACAUUUAUGAUUCGUGAGUAAAACGUUCGGGAAUGGUUAUUUGUCUUUUAACCAUUUAUUUUUGCUCUUAAGUAACUGUAUCCUUUUCCUGAUUAAUUGUAAUGGAAAAUACGCUGUUUCCCCUGUAAGGUGGCGAUUCGCCUCACAUUAGAUGUUCUUAUCUACCUUAUGAAUUUCUGCAAGCAAAGAAGAAUCAUACCUGUUUUAUAGCAUUCGUCAGUUAUUUAUCCAUUUAAGUUCGAGAUCACCGCUAUUGUGAAUUAGUGUUUAUUUACAUUUCGAAUAUGUUCUUUCCGGGCAGGUGUCCACAACUUUAAGCGGGCAAGUUUAUUUAUACAUUGUUGAGAAGUUUUCAAGAAUCAAUGAGCUCAAGCCAAAUUCCAACUGGCAGAGUGUUUUAUAAUUUGAGGUGAUACUUAUGUGAGGAGAUGUCUGAAACGCCAGGUAGGGGCUACCUUCCUCCCACAGUACCUGCACCAGGACCUCAUCGACGGCAGUGGCCAUCAUUCAAUUAUUUUGCAGGACAGUGGCAGGGAAAGCAACCGUUUAUCAUGGCACCAUCUUCACCCCCUCAAUCUGAAAGUAUGGAUUUAUCGUCACGUCCAGAAGUGAAUGGUGGGGAAGUGAAUGGAACAGGUGUAAGUGUUAUAGCUCCAAAUCCCCUCAUUGCUGAGGAGAAGCCGGGAAAACUCCCUACUGAAAGUGCUAGAGGUUUUGAGGCAAAACCAGAACCAUUUAUUGUGUCAAAGACUUUUACAAAUUUGCCCCCCGUUGAAAAGAUACAAAACCAGCCAAAUGAAGGGACAACUCCUCCUAAUGAUUUAGCUGAAAGCAGAACUUCACCACCAGUUGAAGAAAAGAUUUUGCCACAACCAGAAGUACCAGUAGAAGCUCCAGCUCCACCGAGUGAAUCUGCUGCCCACCCUGUUGAAGCACAAAAAGGAAUCGAAGCUGCUGAUCAUGUUGAAUCUCUUCUUGAGAACAUGUUUCAAGGUGAAACAAAACCUUCUGUUAUAGUUGCCAAUUGCUCGCGUCCUCCAGUUUUAACGGACGAUAAAGUUGUUGAAAUUCUUCAAGAUUCUUCAACUCCUAUUAAAGAAGAACCAAAAGAAAGUCAGUUCAUGGAAGUUGAAUCAGAACUUGAAAAAAUGUUUGCUGGAAUAGAAGAAGAAAAGCCACCAAUUCCUCCAUCUACUGAAACUAUGAUCAUACAACCUGAGAAGAAAGCAAAGAAACAAUCAAAACCAAGGCAGAGGAAAUCUACAGAUUCAGUCGAAGGGAAAAAAAGGAAAGCUAAAAGAAGAGAAAGGCAAAGACCAAAGAAAACAAAACGAGAAAAAGAAAAUUCUAAUGACUCAAGUACUCUUAGUAGAAGUGUGCGUGGUCCUUAUGUACAUGUUGAAGGAAGUAAAGAAGCACCUCAAUAUGUGAGUGUAGUAAACAGUGCAGGCAAAGAAGAGGAGGAGAAAGAUCGUGGCGAUAGAAGGAAACACCAAACAUUAGUUGAAGGGCGGGUUAAAGGAUCUAAUUUGUACAGUAGUACAUUGUCUUCAAGGUACAAUUCUCAAAGUAUUGAUUCUAGUUGGGUUUGUGUCUUUUGUAAACUGAGAGCACACUGUGAAGGAGGUUUAGGUGGAGAACCUGCAGGUGACUUGUUUGGACCAUAUAUAUUAACAGUUCCAAAAGGAGGAGAGGUUGAUCGUGGGUUUCCAGGAGACAAAGAAGUAUCAGCCGAACAGAAAAAAAGAGGGGGAGGUAAGGCAGCAUCCCUUCGAGCAACUGGAUCUGUUGAAGCUUUCUUGAAUAAUUUUACAAAGAAAAACAAGAAAAAUUCAUUUGGAAAUCUUGAUGAAGCUGGUGGAGAAAAGGAAGUUUGGGUUCAUGAGAAAUGUGCUAUUUGGGCCCCAGGCAUCUAUUUAGCUGGUCCACAUCUUGUUGGUCUUGCCGAAGCUGUUGCUACUUCCACAACCACAAAAUGUAGUGUUUGUGGUGAGUACGGAGCUUGCGUUGGGUGUAUAAGAAGAGGUUGUCAAGGAAGAGUUCACUACGGAUGUGGUCUUUCAAGCGGUUGGCAUCUCAAUGACGAUAACUUUCUUUCUCUUUGUCCUAACCACAUAGUGAAGAAGGAAAAAUUUCUAAAAGGGACGUGAAAUGGUAUCGUUUUCAUAUUGUCCUCGUAUUUCCAUGAUGGUGGUCCUCACAAUGAGAACAGAAGAAAACUAUAUACUGUUUAAGGAUUAGAAGAACAAUUAAUUGUUUGUACUUGUUCCAUUGAGAGUACAGUUAAAAGAUGUGUAUUUAAACAUGUAUAUAAUGCAUGUUCUGAUGAUGGUCUUUUUGAUGUAUUUUUAUUUACAAAACAUUACCAAGAGUAUUUAUGCUGUAAGUACUGUAAACAAUUUUGGAGGGCUGUGUAUAUAUUUUAUGAUCUGCUGUAACGUUAAGGCACUUGAUUCAUGUUAAUAUUUAAUUCAUGUAUAGCAUAUUUUAAGUCAUAAAUAUAUAUGAUACACGUUCAUUAAUUUAUACAAUUUAUUUGAUAUUUCGGAAGGGGGGGAGGGGAAUAAAUAGACAGUUAUACUUAAAAGGAAAAAAAAAAAAAAGGUUAAACAAAGAAACUGAUAAAAAUUGUGAAUAACCGUAGUGGUAUCACUACUAUAUGUAUAUGUAUAUGUAUGUACUUGAUAACUUAAUUGAACAAUUCAAACGUAAAUCUUAUUUUUUAAGUAUGCGUUCGAUUUAAUUUCUUCCUUUUUUUUCUUUUUUUUUUUUUUGCUUAGUAAUAAAUAUAAAUAUAGAAACGUAUAUAUAUAUUUUUUUGUACAAGGAUAAACACGAAAAGAAAAUGAAAUAAUAAGAAGCAUGAUAUAUGACUUUAGCAUGUGAGAGAUUCAGUAUUGUUAAGUUUUGUGUAUAUUUGUUGUUAGUUUUAAAUUAUCUUUCAUAUAUAAACUUAACUCUUGUACAAAUAUUGUAUUAUUUCCUGAGUGUUUGAUACAUUUCUUUCAGUGUAUGUAUGUUUUUUAGUUAAAUAUGAUAAAAACGCAAUGAAAUGGGGAGUGUAUUGAUUUAGUUAUAUUAUUAAUUUUAAUAUUACAGUACUACCUCCCUGCUGAACUCUUUCGACUGUUGUUUGAAAAAUAUUAAUUUUCAAGCAUUAUAUUCACAUUUUUGAACAUCAGUCAAUACAUAAUUUUUUUAAAAUUU
Nezara viridula (southern green stink bug) is the source of this 3327-nucleotide messenger RNA. The record is from the annotation of a GenBank genome assembly. NCBI's taxonomy places the organism in Eukaryota, Metazoa, Arthropoda, Insecta, Hemiptera, Pentatomidae.